AGUACAUUAUCAAAUAGCAAUACAUAAUACAAAUAUUUGGAUACUUACUCAUAUCUGUGCAGUCGGCAGAUAAUUGUUCAGGAUGAGAGACCAAUGAAUGAUCAUCAUACGUUAAGCGGUCAACAAAUAUUUAAAAGUGAAAUCCACAGCGCGGUUACAUACUUUGUACAUUAUUUUCAUUAUGGUCUUUUUAUGCAGUUUACAUACCGACAAAUAAUUUUGAAACAAAUACACAAUAAUUAUCAAUGUCGAUAUGAAAUAACGAUAAUCCGCCGGCCGCUCAUGGUUUUCCUGAUUUUUUUCACGCGUUCAAAAUACUGCGCAGGUACCAGACACAAUACCAUCAUAAAUUCAGAUAAUCAGAUUAACAUCAACACAUCAUCAUAUUUUCUACAGUAAGGAUAAUCGUCGUCAACAAGAAGGUUUACGUUGCAGUUUAAUGCCUACUGCCUGUACGCAUUAGAAUUUAUUGACUGCAAUCAAAAACCACCGUUUACUGACGGGUAUCAAUUAUUUUACUACAAUUAUAUAUCUAUUGAAUCGUAUUAAAGGAACUUAAAUUAUGUUUUGGAUCAUUGGUGUAAUAUUAUUUGGUGCGUUGUAUGCUGGAUAUCUAUGGCGUUCCAACAAAAACUUACCCCCAGGUCCUUGGGGUGUUCCAAUUCUCGGUUAUCUUCCGUGGCUAGAUCCUGAAAGACCUUACAAAACUUUGACGGCCCUGGCUUAUAAGUAUGGACCGAUUUACAGUAUUCAAAUGGGAAAACAUUUUGCAGUCGUUAUGUCGGAGCCGACACUAGUUAGAAUGGCAUUAGCACGGAACGAACUGGCAGACCGCACUAACUUUGAAGUUAUCAACGAAAUCAUGCAAGAACAUGGUCUGAUAUUUACACGCGGACCUCUUUGGAAAGAACAGCGAAAAUUUGUUUGCAAUUGGCUUAAGGUAAUUGGCGUGUCGAAGUUCGGGGAGAAGAAAAAUAACUUACAACUACUUAUUGCCGACGCCGUGUCUACUACAAUAUCGAAAUUACGAGAGUCAAAUACAUGUCCCAUUGAUACAGGAACGUUUUUUCUAGUACAAAUAGGAGAUUUCAUAAAUCUCAUAGUGUUGGGUAAAGCUUGGCCAGAAGAUGACCCUAAUUGGGUUUAUUUACGAAAUUUAGCUGAAGAUGGAUCCAAAAAAUUUGCUAUAGCUACUCCAUUGAGUGUUUUACCAAUGUUGAAGAUAAUACCUAAGUACAAAAAUACUGUUUUUGAAGUAAUCGAGGGAGUUAAAAAUACGCAUUGCAUUUACAAAACAUUGAUGGAGAAACGAGGCAAUGAAAUCAAUGAAAGUGACGAUCUAAUGGCCAUGUUCAUGAAAGAAAUGAUAAAAAGAACAAACAACAAAGAUUCCCAUUUCUUCACUGAAAAACAAUGUUGUUUUCUUCUGUCUGAUCUUUUUGGUGCUGGUGUAGAAACUUCCGUGAAUACUCUAAGAUGGUUUCUUCUAUACAUGGCUUUAAAUAAAGAAAUACAGAAUGAAUUACAGACAUUAUUGGAUUCUGUGUGCACAAAUGGCGGGAUAAUAGACUUAGAGCAAAUUGAAAACAUUCCAUUGCUAAAAGCUUGUGUAUCUGAAACGAUGCGAUUACGGCCGGUAGCUCCAUCUGGAAUACCUCGAUCGGUCAACAACGAAAUUACACUUGAGGGAUACCGCAUACCAAAAGGGACCAUGGUUUUACCACUGCAGUGGGCAAUGCACCACGACGAAAAAUAUUGGACGGACCCUCUAACAUUUCAACCGAAAAGAUUUUUAGACGACGAGGGAAAUAUGAUAAACAACAAAGCAUUUAUGCCAUUUCAAGCCGGUAAAAGAGCUUGUGUUGGAGAUACGCUUUCCUAUUGGAUACUCUAUUUAUUCGGUGCAAAUAUAAUUCAUAAUUUCAAUGUUUCCAUGGAAGACGGUUUAUCUGAAAAAGAAAUUAACACCAUCAUGGACGGGGAGUUUGGCAUAACGCUCAGUCCGGCUACGCACAACAUCGUUUUUAAAUCUCGAAUUUAGGAUAAAUUGGUGUGCAAUUUGUUUUUAAAUUGAUUACAAUGAUUUUUAAAUAAAUUUUUUAUAAAAACAUACAACAUUUUAAUUAUUAUGGCUUAUGAGUGAGAUAUUCGCCUAAUGUUCAAAUGUAUAUUUUUUAAACCACUAUAAUUAUAUAUUAAUAACUAUAAACGGUAAUUUCACACAGGUAUUAUAUUUUCUUAUAUGAUAUUGAUGUACUGCAACGUUUUCGUUGAAUCUAUCGGUGUAAUCGUUAAUAUUUGUUCGUUCUUUUGCAAAUAAAAAUCAAAAUUACCAAUUAUUUAAAA
Messenger RNA from Aphis gossypii (cotton aphid), 2346 nucleotides. It is a transcript of the gene phtm, whose product is annotated as cytochrome P450 306a1. Gene Ontology annotation, molecular function: iron ion binding; oxidoreductase activity, acting on paired donors, with incorporation or reduction of molecular oxygen, reduced flavin or flavoprotein as one donor, and incorporation of one atom of oxygen; heme binding. NCBI's taxonomy places the organism in Eukaryota, Metazoa, Arthropoda, Insecta, Hemiptera, Aphididae. Gene Ontology annotation, cellular component: intracellular membrane-bounded organelle; cytoplasm. The record is from RefSeq and is a predicted model, not a curated record. The transcript has 10 exons. Gene Ontology annotation, biological process: xenobiotic metabolic process. Bases 563 to 2041 code for a protein of 492 amino acids.